AUGGAAAAUUCCGAGACAGGAAAAACCCCGGACCCCGACCCCGCCAUGGAGCUAUUCACACUGCUCCGGGCCUCUACACCCGGCACCGGCGCUCGCCUCGGCCGCCUCUCCCUCCCCGGCCGCAAUCCUGUCGAGACCCCAAACUUCUUCUCCGGGACCUCUCGCGGUGUCGUGCCCCACGUGACCCCGGACAACCUCUGUCGCCAUCCCGACUUGGUUCGCGGCGCCUACAUGGCCUUUGAGGACUUCAUAGAACGAAACCAAAAGGACCCCACCCGCAUCGCGCCACUGCUGCAGACGGCCGGCAAGAUGAAGACGGCUCGGCCUCCGCUGCACGCCUUCACUGCCCUGCCGGAUCCCAUCCCCACAGUGCUUGGCGCCCGUCGAAUGCCCCCUGUCGCUUGCAGCCUCGGGAACAUGGCCGACGCGGUGUCUGUCUUCACCUCGACGGGCGUGCAGACCCUUACUACGGCUCAGUACGCUGACGCCAUUGUCAACCUGAGGCCCGACAUUGUCGUCCCCAUGGCAGACCUCACCUUUACUACUGGCACGCCUAGCUCCAAGCGGGCGGUGCGCAUGGCCGACCGGACCGAGGACUGGAUGAUCAAACUCCGGAAACAGCUGGACGGCGGUGCCAAGUCGAGCAAGACCGCCAUCUUUGCCCCGACCCUUCCGAUCCCCCAUCCUAUCCAAUGGGAGUAUUUACGCUGUCUGAACGAGGACAUGGCAGGCUUCAUCAAGGGCUUGGCCGUCUACGAUGUCGACAUCCUCCCGGACCUUGCCGGCUACGAAAAACUCAACCAACUUCCCCGGCUAUCCCUCGACCUGCCCAACACACCACACCAAAUCCUGCGGCAGAUCUCCCUGGGUGUCGACGUCAUCCUCCUCCCCUUCAUCAACGCCUACUCCGAAGCCGGCGUCGCCUUCACCUUUACCCUCUCGACAUCAUCCACCUCGCAAAACUCAUCUUCAUCAUCAUCAUUACCACCACCACCACCACCACCAAACCCACCCACGACCCUCCUCCCUCUAGGCGUCGACCUGUCCUCGCCGGAGCACAACACCUCGCUCUCCCCACUCUCCGACGGCUGCACCUGCCCGGCCUGCGCGACCCACCACCGCGCCUACGUGCACCACCUCCUCUCGGCCCGUGAGAUGCUCGCCUGGACCCUGCUGCAGGUGCACAACCACCACGUCGUCGCGUCCCUGUUCGCAUCCGCCCGCGCCUCCCUGGCCGCGGGGACGCUCGAGGCGGACGCGGACCGCUUUGCCGCCGCCUACGAGCCGGACCUACCCGUCGGCGGCGGCGAGAGGCCCCGCGCCAGGGGCUACAACUACGGCAAGGGCCGCGACUCCGGAGACGCUCCGCCGCCGAAGCUUAACCGGCCCGCCUGGGGGAAGCUGGGCGAGGCGAAUGGUGUUGACCCUGCCGCUACUGUUGCUGCUGUUCCUGCUCCUAUGGAUUUGCCGUGA
Messenger RNA from Pyricularia grisea, 1473 nucleotides. RefSeq lists its product as uncharacterized. NCBI's taxonomy places the organism in Eukaryota, Fungi, Ascomycota, Sordariomycetes, Magnaporthales, Pyriculariaceae. The coding region runs from base 1 to 1473 and encodes 490 amino acids. Gene Ontology annotation, molecular function: tRNA-guanosine(34) queuine transglycosylase activity. The record is from RefSeq and is a predicted model, not a curated record. The transcript has a single exon.